Epinephelus lanceolatus (giant grouper) is the source of this 6634-nucleotide messenger RNA. RefSeq names its product ras-related protein Rab-14-like. The record is from RefSeq and is a predicted model, not a curated record. Lineage: Eukaryota; Metazoa; Chordata; Actinopteri; Perciformes; Serranidae. Gene Ontology annotation, cellular component: trans-Golgi network; phagocytic vesicle; recycling endosome. Gene Ontology annotation, biological process: Golgi to endosome transport; endocytic recycling; phagosome maturation. Gene Ontology annotation, molecular function: GTP binding; GTPase activity.
AGAGGGGAAAGGUUUCCUGACGGAUCACCGGGCUAACCAGCUAACAAAGAUAACUUCCCGUUCAUCAGCGGUUUAAUCAGGUUCACCGGUUAGACAGACACCCGGACCGAAGAAACAAGAUGACAGCCGCACCUUACAACUACUCCUACAUCUUCAAAUACAUCAUCAUCGGUGAUAUGGGAGUAGGGAAGUCGUGUCUGUUGCACCAGUUCACAGAGAAAAAAUUCAUGGCGGACUGUCCUCACACCAUCGGGGUGGAGUUCGGGACGAGGAUCAUGGAGGUCCACGGUCAGAAGGUGAAGCUGCAGAUCUGGGACACGGCCGGUCAGGAGCGUUUCAGGGCCGUCACCAGGUCCUAUUACAGAGGGGCUGCCGGGGCCCUCAUGGUGUACGACAUCACCAGGAGGAGUACUUAUAAUCACCUGAGCAGCUGGUUGACAGAUGCGAGAAACCUGACCAACCCAAACACAGUGAUCAUUCUGAUUGGUAACAAGGCCGACCUGGAGGCUCAGAGAGACGUGACGUACGAGGAAGCCAAACAGUUUGCAGAGGAGAACGGUUUGCUGUUUCUAGAGGCCAGCGCCAAGACAGGUGAGAACGUGGAAGAAGCCUUCCUGGAAGCAGCAAAGAGGAUUUACCAGAACAUCCAAGAUGGCAGUCUGGAUCUGAACGCUGCUGAGUCGGGAGUCCAGCACAAACCGUCUGCGCCACAGGGAGGCCGCCUCAAUGCAGACAGCCAGCCGGCCAAAGAAGGCUGCAGCUGCUAACCACAGACACAAACUACAGACCCAUCAAACAGGCAGACAGACAGACGGACAGACAGACGGACAGAGGCAGACAGAUACGUACACAGAGAUCCACCAGGCGCUAACAGGCGCCUUCUAUCCAGAGUGUGUCAAACAGGAUUUAGCUGAAUUACACAGUCCAACCGCCUGUUGUUGAAUCCAGACGUCAGUCCAGUACCCAAAAUAAGAUCCAAACAUUCUCCACCCGAUCAGUUUACCAGCUUUGGUUAAAUCAGGACUCCCUCCACCAAGUCCAUAAACUAUCCAGACAUCUGUGUGCCACUCAGAUUUGGAUCAGUGUUGGACAACACCCAAAUCAGGACCACCCUAGACCUUAACCUGAACCACUCUCUGCACUCAGUAUAAAUCUUGACCACUCUUAGACCAUGCUGGGUCUCAGUCACUCUGCCCAUCACUAGACAUCCAUUUACCCCAAAACUGGACUACCCUGCGGACCUUUCAUGUCCAAAGCAUUGUUUGCCCAACUCAAGUGAGGGUUGUUCAAAUUUGGGAUUACCCUGGUCACACUUGUGAAAUACUGAUGACCCUAACCGACAAAAAACAGUUACAAGGCUCAAAUUUGAGUCAACCUACAGCCCAUAACUGGACUACACUUCACCCAAAGGGGUUGCCUUAGUUGGAUGUUGCAGUGGACAGAUCUAGAGCGGAGGCUUAAGAUGGGUUCCUGGUCCACGUCAGCUCGCAUUCAGGCGUGUUUGACCCAAAGGUAGGCCAAGCAGGACCGUUCUAAACCUGGAAUAGGACACCUCUCAGCCCCUCUCCAGACCACCUUUUCUCUGGACCUCCCUCUGGACCCUAUCUCUUCCGAAUCUGGAGCCUGUCAUCUGGAGUCAAUUAUGGGUAGUCCCUCAAAAUUGAACUACCCUCAUUCCAAAUGCUUAAUGUCCAUGUCCCAAGAAACAAAAAAGAUACAAAGCUCAAUUUUGAAUCAACCUACAGCCCAGAGCUGGACUACACUUCACCAUAAAGGGUUGCUUUAGUUGUAAAUCUGGACAUUGCAAUAGACAGAUCCAGAGCCUAGGCUCAACGUAGGCUCCUGGUCCAAUUCGAGACUGCCUUCAGCUCACAUCCAGACAUUCUUGACCCAAAGGUAGGCAACCUUUUUCUUGGACUACCCUAUGGACAUUUCUAUUCCAAAUCUGGAGCCUGUCGUCUGGAGUCCAGAGUUGGUCAUCCAUCCAGUUUGGACUAACCUUGUCCCAAACUCAAAACACCCACGUCCCAAGAGACAAAGAUAUGAAGCUUAAAUUUAGACCAUCUUCAACCUUAAUCCGAUCUACACUGAUCUCCACCAAAAGGCUAUACACCUUAGUUCCAGCAGGUCAUUGCUAUGGACACAUCCAGAGCCUUGGCUCAAGGUGGACUGCCCUUGGUUCAAAGUGAAACCACCUUCAUCCUUAAAGUCAGAGGUAGGACAAGCUGGACUGAUCUAAGCCCAGAAUACCACGGCCCUUUUUCCAAGACUGGACCCACAUCAAUAUUCAAAUCUAGACCUUAAUUAAGCUUUUAUCUGAUCUGCUACAAAUCGUCCAAAAGAUCGUCCUCAGCUCUGACGUUCACUCUUUGAUAUGAACUUUUGGAUUAACAGUUGUACUUACGUCUUAUUCGUGUGUGAUGAUAUCCCAUAUUUUGGAAAAGUCUUAAAAAUUCAUGCUUCAAUUCAUUAAUUCUAACACAGAGUGCCUGGACGUCUGAACUCACCUUUGGGGAUUCCCUCUUCCUCUGCUCAAGUUCAUGCAGCGGAACUCCUCGUCUCAUUCGUUCCUAACGCAUGAGUUUCCAAACAAAAACAAGAAACCAGCUGCCCUUCGAACUUCUGACCCACUGUAUUUACACUGUGUCGGUAACGUGGAUCAGAGGAUCCAUCUGCACUGUAGAUGUUGAUGUGGAUCGGAGACUUUGAAUCUGUUGUUCUGGUGGUAAAAUGCGUCUCUGCAGGCGUUCCAGUCACACCUGGAGCUGUUGGUGUAAUUUCACUAACAGUCACCUCGAAUGCAGUUUAAAGGGUUACUCCAUGCUCAGCACCACUCAGCCUCUGAAAAGUACUUGUGUAGUGUCUUCUGUGGUUAUGGAGGAGCUCCCUGCGAAACUAACUGGCCCCAGUUUGAAGACCCUCUCUAAUGAAACCGCAUGUUACAAACAGCUGGUGCGCACUUAAAAGGUCGUGGGCAUUCACCAGGCGGACUGGGUUGACUGAAAGACGGUACCAAGUUGCUUUAUGAAAAUUGUAGGAUCCAGGGUUUUGGAGUUUGACCCAUAUAAUGUACUAAAAGUCGGGAUAUCUCGGCCUUCGCCGCUUCAGUCUUUCUUAAAUGUGUCUCUCACAAGUUCCCCAGUUUAUGAAAGGGCGAUACUAAAAGCUUUAGCUUGCUUCAAAUAAUUAACAUCAAUCUUGUCUAAAUCGUUGUUCUCCUUUAGUCCAAACUUUAAGGACGGGUCACAGAAAAGAUCGGAAAAUACGAGAUCUUGGUAACUCCAACAUUGUGACCCGAUCCAAAACUGAGCUAGAACCUGAAACCCUACUGAAUCCAAAGUCCAGAAAAACGAGUGUCCAAAAAAAAAGACAAGUCCGAAAAGUUCCUGAAGAUGCUUCAACCCUGUUGGACCAAUUUGACUGAACAUUAUCUGGACCCGGCCUUACUUGGGUCCUGGAUCUGCUCUCUGUUUCUAGGAACCUGAGUGGAUCUUCAAAGGCCAUUUAACAAAUGUGUUCACAGACAGGAACUCUGAACCCAACAUCUCUUCAUCUCCACUCUUUGCCUUUUUUUAAAAAUCUAAAAAAUUUUAACUGAAUGACUUAAAAUAUUACGAAGCCCCUAAAGUCCUGAAAGUUUAAAUUUUUACUUUGUGCACACAAGAUAAAAAAAAUUCACCUUUCAGAACUUCAGGGGCUUCAAAGAAAAUCAGUCGCUCUGUUGAGAGAUAAAGUUUAUGAUUGAUGAAGGUGAUGAUGAAGAAUAAAAUGACUUACCUGAACCAGAAUGUCACUACUGGUCCUGCCGUGGAUCAAAGUUCAGGAUAGAGUUUUGUUAGAUUCUUCUCGUUAAUGUUGAUUUUUUUCUUAUGUGUUUUCUUAUGUCCCAAAUAUAUCUACACAGUAUAUUUUCAAUGUCACAGUUCCCCCUAGUGGCCAUUAUCUGCGUCUCUCCUGGUUCAAUGCGUAUCGAGGGAAGCGACGCAGAUUCUUUUAAUUUAUUGCUGCCUGUUUUUGGUUUUCCUUUUAACGUCCAGUUGGGGUUUCACUUCACUCAAAUUCUGGUUCAGUACCGCUAAAUUAUCACACGUUUUAGCUAGCUCCGCUAAAGGUGUCAGACAAAGUAACUGCGUGUGAAAGUUGCAAGAGAUCAAAAUCUUGGAGACAUGAAAAUGAAAAUGCAUAAAAUUUGGCCUUCCACUGUAACAUCAGACAUUUUCUGCACGUGUGAUCAGAUUCAGCUCAAAACAUUCGAGCCUUUACAACCUGAAGUGCUUUAAAUUUCACCAACUAAAUGAUUAAAUGUAAAAUUAAUUCAUGGUGUUUAAAGAGUGUGCGUUCCAGCACUACAAGAACCAGUUCUCCCAGUCUGUCUAACUGGAUCGGUCAGUAAAUUUUGUUCCUUAAGAAGCAUUCCUAAACAGCCAGCUACAAACAACAAAGUAGCUCCACUAAACUUUAUUUUAAAUGUAUUUUUUUUUAUUGUGUGGUCACUAGAGAAAAACCAAAACAAGCCGACAGAUGCGCACACAGUAUAACACGUGAUGUCUCUGAGCUGAUACGACUGCUCUUGUUGAAAGAUAAUCAUCAGAGUUACACUAAAUUAAUCAGUUGUCCAGCUUCAGUUCAUGUCCAGUGUCUCUCCAGCAGGGAAAAUACGCAGUAAAAUAUUAUUCAGUUCACCGCUGAAACACCAAGGAGGAGUUAGAGGUUUUUAAAAAGUCUGAUUGAGUCCAAGAAGCCACAAAUGUCACCAACAGAUCGUCUGAUGAGUCAAAGUAUUAAAAUGAUAACUAGGGCUGUUAAAAAAUUUAAAAAAUAAUCUAAUGACCUGCUCUGUGAUUAACUAAUCUAAAUUAUUUGCAUACAUCAGUUUUUGCUGAAGUGUUUAAAAAAUUUCAGUUCAAUUGAAUGUUGUCAGAUGUGUCAUAGUGAAGCUGCUGGAUGUUGGACACAGUUGGCCUCAUGUCCUCGACCAACCAAACUGUCUGCAGUCCAUUCUGUGAGGGAGUUAGUGAGUCGGUCACAGGUAGACUGACUCAGUCUGAACACCUGGUCCAGCUUGACUUGACGAGACUGGCUGCUAGCGUUAGCAUCAGAGGCUGUGUUAGCUCAGACCUCUGGGUUCGCUGCUAAAGUCUUUGUGUUGAGGUGAUAUUUCAGACUGAAGUUCUCAACAGUGCUCUUAUCAACAGCUCCCUCUGGGCGUUUUUUAAAUGUAAAUGUUCCGUUCAUGGGGCCGAGUAGCGUCGUCUCGUCUGCCUCCAUCAUGUGACAAAGACACUGUGGCCUUCAGUGACGCACCGGGUCAGAGGUCACCACGGGACGCCAUUAAUCAGUGUUAAUUUUUUUAACAUGUAAUUUUUUCAUUGAUUAGUUAAUCAAAAUUAAUGCAUUAUUUUUGACAGCCCUAGUUAUUAUAUAAAAAUACAUUGAGGUAAUUAAUCAAAAUUAUAAACUUUCAAUACAUUUGAACUCUGUAUUUUACCCCCACAUGUAUUUUUGGCUCCUUGUGUAUUUGCAAACACAUUUAAUCACGUAUUUACCUUUUCCUUUUUAAUAAAUGAGCCUGUAAAAGAAAAAUACUGUAAAAUAAUAAUUUUAAAAAACAGCAAUGAAAAGUUAAGAAUGACAAAAAUAGAGUUUUGUUGCUUCUUGGACGUCAGAGUAAAAUGCAAAACGCAACCGCCGUUGUUUUCCCGCCCGGCUCACCUCGACUUCCUCUGUGACCCGGUGGCUCAGAUUCUGGCGAUGUCGCUCAGAUCUCGUGUACGUAUCCCGUCAUGACUGAAGGAUAUUAAAGCUCAGUGCCGUCUGAGGACGCCUGGAGCCCGCACUCUUUAACUGUGUCCACAUCUGUCUGAACGGAGAGUGAUUUUACUCUUCGCUGUCCUCUGAUUGGUGGACAGCAGCCUUCUUCAACUGUGAUGCUUGAUUUCUGAAUGAAGCCCCUCCCUCACUGUAAAAACACAUCAGACUCUCAUGUUUUCAUCACGUAAUAACCUGCACGACACACUCGCCGGGGAAACUGAACUCUUUAUUUUAAAGCAGAGAAAACUGUUUGUUUUACUUGGAGAGAUUUUAACAAGUUUUCAGAAACCAAAGGGUCACAAAAUGAAGGAGAACCUGUGAAGUUAAGUUGUGACUGCCGCCUUAAGCAUCCCUCACCAAAGGUAAACACGCAUUUGAUAAUUAAAAAACUAAAAAAUCAGAACAUGAAUUAAAUGCAGCAGCAGUGCCGGUCCUGCAGGUGCAAUGCUACUGCAGCAUCAUCGCCUUUUAAACUUUAAAAGAAUUCAGCUAAAAGAUCUCUGAUGUCAUCACAGCGCCACCAGAGUCCAUAGCGUAUGCAGUGUGUUUGUUCCAGAUGGAGCUGUGAUCAGGCUGAAAUUAAUAAAGACAAAAUUAUUGUCAGAUAUCUGGUUGUGCCCCCCCUCGCUGGCUGUAACAUGCACUGUAUAUUUUUAUUUCCUGUCUGUUGAUUUUCUGUCUGCUAAAGUAACAAACAUGCUUCUUAUGAUUCUUUGACUAUUUAUAUUCUAAAUCUGUGAUGAUUUUUCUUCAGCUGUAUCUUUUCAUUGUUCGACCGCGGGGAUUCAGUUAUUUGUAAAUAAAGUAUACAUACUGUAUAUAC